AUGCCUGACAACGAAGGUGAAAAUAUAUCCGACAUUGCUGCUGUUUCUUUAAAAUUACCUCCAUUCUGGCCAACCGAUCCCCAGGUAUGGUUCGCUCAAGUAGAAUCACAGUUCUCUACUCGAAAGAUCACAGAUCAAGACACAAAAUUCCAUUAUGUAGUAGCUUCUAUUCCACCCGAGGUGGCUGUCGAUAUUCGCGACCUGUUGAUACAAAAGCCAACUGAGGACGCCUACAACAAACUAAAGGAGAAACUUUUGGAGAGAACAACAACAAGUAAAGCCAAGAAACUGCAACAAUUAUUAGCAACGGAAGACUUAGGAGACCGCAAACCCUCCCAGAUCCUUAGGCGUUUCCAACAGUUAUUGGACGACCAUUCUGCUGACCAUCCAUUGGUUCGUGAGUUAUUUUUAAAAAGAUUGCCUCAGCACGUUAGACAACUACUGGCGGUAACAACCACCACAACAACAACCCUUGAAGAGCUUGCACAGUUAGCCGACAAAGUCAUGGAUGAACAGGGCCUAAAUGUCAACAAUAUCCAACCCUCAACGGAAUCUACUGAGAUUCUGAACUUAAAGAAAUCAAUAACACGUUAG
Molecule: messenger RNA, 594 nt
Organism: Actinia tenebrosa (Australian red waratah sea anemone)
Lineage: Eukaryota; Metazoa; Cnidaria; Anthozoa; Actiniaria; Actiniidae
Source: RefSeq, a predicted model, not a curated record